GGUUAAAUUACUAAACCUUAUGCACAAAUUAUAAAAGUUAUGUUCUGUGUAAUAAACUAAAGAAACCAACAAUACAUAUUUUGUUUGAAUUAAAUAUUGUUACAAAAAUAAAAUGCAAAAACAAAGCAAAAUCUUAAAAUGAGUGUUUAAAAAAUCCCCAGCACUAGGAAAAAAAUCUGUUGGUAAUGCUAUAAUAUUGGUUCAAAAUUUUGACAGUUGGGCGAUACAGAAUGACGUUUAGGUAGUACGAUCUUUUAGUUUGUUUUUGUUGUGAUAAAUAACUCUGAAUCCCGCGAAAAUGUCCACGAUCGCGGAAGACCUUCCGGUAAAUAAAAUCAAUGAUAAUAUUCGGGAAGAUAUGGUACAAACUGCGGUAAAAUUUCUGGAAAACCCGAACGUAGUUAACACCCCACUAGCCCAAAAACAAAAAUUCUUACAGAGGAAAGGUUUAAACGAUCCUGAAAUAAAAUUGGCUUGUGAACGGUCAGGUGCAUAUGAAAGACAUGAGCAAAUGAAAAUGCAAAAUCCUCCAUUACCUCCUAUUAACAACAAUAUUAUAUCAUAUGGGUACAACCAAAGGCAUUUGCAAUACUCCUGGUUUGAUAAAAUAAGGGAGAUUUUUCAUAAUGUCGCUGUUUUUAGUAUAGUUGCUUAUGUUAUACACAAGUUUUAUGAAAAAUAUAUUGCGCCAUUUUUGUUCGGUAAGAAGAAAAAAAGCAUAGAAGAUUCGAUUAGAGACUUGGACAAAGACCUGAAAAAGUCGGUUAAAGAGUUGAGCGACAAUUUGGAAUCGGUAAAAAUCGAGGUGGAUAGAAUCAACCAAAGCACCGGAUCGAACACGAGCCGGCAACUGAGCGAUUUGAAAUCCGACGUUGCCACAGUUAAGGGCCUACUAUUGGGCAGGAAGCAAUUUCCUUCAGUGGCAGAUAAUCCUGUAGUUCCUUCUUCAAUUCCUGCCUGGCAGAUGUCAAGUGUACCUUCGGAUGAACCCGAGCAAGAUGUGGACCAGGAAGUGGGGUCUGGUUCCGGAUCCUCGGAACCCGAACACUGUACAAAAACCACAAGCGAAUCUAGUCUAGAAAUAAUAUAUACUCCAUGGGAUUUUGACUCGGAGUCCACCCACAGCCGAAAAAGUAAAGAAGAAAGUACAGAAAAAGAGUAGCUGUUUUGUUUGAUAAUUUUUAUUUGUAUAUUUUUACGAGAAAUAUAAUGUUUUAAUAAACUAAUUUUACCUGAAACGUCGUAUAAAUAAAAGACCAUUUCUAAUUAAAAUUUAUUCUAAUCAAAUAAUUUACUUUUAUUGUAAAAUGUCAUAUUUAGGUACUUUUUGUUCAUUUUACCAAUAUUUGGUAAUCAAUUUUUCACAACACAAAAUCUAAUGUUAGAUCUUAUAUACAAAUAUAUAUCUUAAAAUUGUCCUAUGUAAAAUCACCAUAUUUCAAAACACAAACCCUAAAAAAUAAAAGACAAAACUAGAAAAACAGUUUCGCCCUUUAUAAUUAUUUUGGUAUUUUAAAAAGUGGUGACAAAACUCUAUACAGUAUGAUUUACACAUAUAAAAUAGUGGUUUGCAAAAUUGAGAACUAAUAAUAAACAGUAGUAGGAAAAUGACAAUGAGCAGUAAAAGUGCACCCAAAAAUUACAGGAACACUGAAAUAAAACAAAAUUCUUCACUCAUUUAAUGUUAACUCAAAAAAAUAAGAUUUUUAGAUGCACUUAUAUUUUUUCAAGUGGUUUUUAUCACAUUAUUCUACAAUUAAAAAGUAAAAAUCAAAAUGAUAGCACCUUAUGAUUUUUAAUACUUCUUUUUAAACAUAUUUUGUAAGUCUACAUUUGUACAAAAUAUUUACAACAAAUAAAUAAGAAGGAAGAGAAUUUAAAACCACUUAAGACAACAUUUUGGCAAGUAACUAAAAAAUAAGGAAAUAUUGGUAAUAAACUGAUAAUAAUGGCAACUUGCACUCUCCAAAAUGUUUGAUACAUUGUCUUUAGAUUUAAUUAUACAAAAACCUACCACAUAUUCCUUAGACCAAAAAAUUUGUUCAGAGGUAUAUGUUGUAUAUUAAGUACUUUUGUAACUUAAUAUAUUCCACUGAUGUUUUAAAAAAGAAAGUUAUGUAACAUUAUUUUAUUAAUUAAAAUUGACAUUUUUAAUUGUUUAAAGUUUAAACAAAAACUAAUUAUCAGUGGAUGCCUGGUUCCUAUAUGUACACAAUUAUAUUUAAACUACACAUUUAUUUCUGAUGCAGAAAAUACUCAUUUUUUUUGUUAUAAAAUAAUAAAAUCUCUUGUUCAACAUUCAAUGUGCAACAAUAAAAAAUGGAAUAAAACAAAAGUAUAAAUUUGGGAAAACAAAAACAAAAAUCUAUUAUAGUAAUGAGGAGAGUGGUUUCUUUGGUUUAAGAUUUUCUUAUUUUAUAUGGACACAUGCCCUUAAAGUUACACUGUGUUUCCGUUGAUAAAAAAGCACUAAUAAAAUAAAUAUAAAUAAACAACAUGAAACUAAACAAACAAAAGCAGUGUUGAGAUGACUUUCUUUAAAAAAUGACCCCAUUUCAUUUGAUCCAAAACGGUAUUUUACAAACGCGUCACAAAUAAACAAAAAAAUUGAUAUGAAUGUCACAAUUUUAACACGUUUACAAUUUAUUUAUUUAUUAAUCUUAACUUCUUGAUGCUGGUCUGAAGUAGGAAGAGUUUGAUAGAACCUCCUAAAAUAAUUGAGCAAAAACCUUUAUUUAAGAAUGAUAAUUUAAAUUUCUAUAAUACAUGGUGUCUUGAAAAUGGUGCUCUUUUUUCAUUCAAUAUUUCAUAAAUUGUUUUUGACUAUAGAAUGUCUGAUUACGCCCCAUAUCGCGUAGUAAUUCGCCAUUUUCUGGACACAAUGUAUAAAAACACACAAUUAAAGAGGAAAAAAAAUUGAAACUCAAAAAAAUCUCCCACAAAAACAUGAAAAAUGAAUUA
Messenger RNA from Brassicogethes aeneus, 2961 nucleotides. The record is from the annotation of a GenBank genome assembly. NCBI's taxonomy places the organism in Eukaryota, Metazoa, Arthropoda, Insecta, Coleoptera, Nitidulidae.